CUCCCAAAAAAUUCAAUCAUCACUUUCUUAAUUAAAAGCGAGAGAAAAAAGUUAAAAUGGAUUUGCAAUUGAGGCAAUUCGGUUUCGACCCUCGUCUAGUGGAUUUCCUUUUGGACCACCUAGACUUUUCAGACGAAACCGACACGAAAGCACACCACGCGCCAUCUCGCGCGUACGUUCGUGACUCAAAGGCAAUGGCAAGCACGUAUGCUGACAUACUCGACUACCCUGAUUCGUACAAAUUCGUGGUGGACAUGCCUGGGUUAAAAUCUGAACAAAUAAAAGUAACAAUGGAAGAUGAUAGCACGCUUGUGGUGAAUGGAGAGAGGAGAAGGGACAAAGAUAAGGAUCAAAAAGAAGGUGUUAAGUAUUUGCGGAUGGAGAGGAAACAAGGCAAGUUUCUUAAGAAAUUUCAGCUUCCUGAAAAUGCCAAUAGUGAUGAUAUUUCUGCUAAUUAUGUUGAUGGUGUGCUUACUGUUACUAUUUCUAAGAGGCCGCCUCCUGAGCCCAAGAAGCCCAAGACUAUUCAGGUCCAAGUUAGUUCUCUCGGACCAGAAACUCAGGCCCAAGCCCAACCUCAGAUUGAUGAAUUACCCCGUAAUGGCCUUGACUCCCAGGCUUGAUUUACAAUAUAUUGUCGAACUCCAAAUGUGCCAAAUAGUAUAUACUACUAUGUCUUACGUAUGCAUAUAUGUACUUUUAAUUUUGUCAAUGUUUUUUCUUUGAGUGUCAAUGCACCUCACAUGUCAUUAUACAUGUCUGAUAUCAGUGACAUGUGAUAUUAAUAUAAAUAUAAGUAUAUUUUCUGUUUUUUGUGUGUAAUGCAACUGCUUCUCCACCUUGAUUAUA
Messenger RNA from Cicer arietinum (chickpea), 849 nucleotides. Its product is annotated as 17.1 kDa class II heat shock protein-like. The record is from RefSeq and is a predicted model, not a curated record. Lineage: Eukaryota; Viridiplantae; Streptophyta; Magnoliopsida; Fabales; Fabaceae.